Helobdella robusta is the source of this 495-nucleotide messenger RNA. RefSeq lists its product as hypothetical. The record is from RefSeq and is a predicted model, not a curated record. The transcript has 3 exons. NCBI's taxonomy places the organism in Eukaryota, Metazoa, Annelida, Clitellata, Rhynchobdellida, Glossiphoniidae. Bases 1 to 495 code for a protein of 164 amino acids.
AUGGUGAAAAUAGAAAAAAAGUCACGUUUGCUGAUGAUGAUGGUGUUGAAUUUGAUGUAUAGUAGCAUUAAUAUUAGUGAAAACACCAGUGAGGAUGGGGAAAACAGCAGUAAGAAUGGGGGGAAACACCAGCAAGAAUGGUGUAUCGAGGAGGCCAGGAGCCCUGGCAGGCAGCAAGUUUCAUCGGGUCCCCCUCUGGUUUUCGCUAACGUUAAUCGCGUAAGAAACAUUCCUAGCAACGCAGAGUUAAACAAUCUCGAACAGUCAAGGAAUUUUGAGUUGAUGAACGAACUCUCACAGCUUGCACAUGACGCAGAGGUUGGCAGACGAUAUGUCCAGCAGUUUUGGAAAUAUUUCAUCGACAUGGAAAAAGGGGAGGUGGACUGCUUGGGCCAGCAUGAGGCCGGCAGGGUUUUUUGCAACUUAAUGCAGCUAUCCAGCCAGCCAGCUACUCAUUUUAUAAGCUUCAUCAUCAACAUCAGAAGUUUCAUAUGA